Molecule: messenger RNA, 1270 nt
Organism: Aspergillus pseudotamarii
Lineage: Eukaryota; Fungi; Ascomycota; Eurotiomycetes; Eurotiales; Aspergillaceae
Exons: 1
Coding region: 120-1118 (332 amino acids)
Source: RefSeq, a predicted model, not a curated record
CUUGACUUCACCACUCAACUUUACUCCCUCCCCCCUAUCCCCUGUUUCUCGCUUGUCCCGUACACCCUCUCCAACCAGCAUGAGGCCGAUUUAACCCGACUAACGAAUCGAAGACGGAUAUGGAAACGUCUCACUAUCUAUCCCCAGAGGGGAUAUCACUACCCCCUAGUCCCGUGGAAUCGGUGGACUCUCCCGAACCGACAGCGCCGGGGUCCGCUGAAGACCGCGAGAACGACGUCAUGAUAACUCUGUCACGUCCCCCGGCCCCUUCGCCGAGUCGCUCGCCCUUCGCCCGCUCCCAUUUUCGGUCCCGAUCUCUGGCUGAGGUAUCUGGUCUACCUCCUAUGACGCGCGCUCACUCUACCCCGGGACUGGACUCACGGGGCAGGUAUAUCUUUGUUCAUGGUCGCGAUGCACCAACAAGUUCACCUGAUAAUGCCGCGAAACGCCACCUACCAUUUCAGGUCCCAAUGGGGGACAGUCUAGAGUCUAGAAUGAUACCCUUGACCAUCUCGGAGCCCAUUCUGGAGUAUGCUGAGCUGAACACCGCGAUGCCAUCUUCCUCUCCGACUCAGGGAGAAUCCCGCACAGCCUCGCCUGUGCUAUCCAACACUUUCCCUCGAAUGACCCGUCGACGACCGUCAUCACCUCUCCAUUUUAACCCGAUGAAUUCCACUGUUCAAUCGGCCAGCAGCCCCUCUUCCGCACACUCGUCUCCGAUAAUUCUCAACUCCAGAUUCAACGAAUCUUUUCCCGGUUAUUCGACGUCUUCUGCUUCAUCAAUGCCCUCGACACCAACAAGCCUUCGCUCGCGGAGUCCGAGUAUUUCAUCUUUAGAGACUAUCCCUGACAUUCCCGAUGCCGAAGCCGCUGCUAUUGAGGCUGAUCGGAUCGCUGCCUUGAAAGCUGCGGCUGAUAGAGCAGAUGCAGCGGAUUCGUCGACGAACGGAAAUCGUCGACGAGGGGCGUCAGACGCGUCAGGCCCUUCAAGCUCCAUGAUGAACAUGCGAACCGUAUCAGGUGGCUAUGGCCUCAGGACUGAUAAGCGGAAACGGUGGAGCGUUUGUGGGGCCGAGCGUCGUCAAGACCUCGACUUGGAAACGAUCUGGGAAGAUUGAUUUGUUGACUACGACUAAUUCCUCCGCAACCUCUAACAAAUGGUCAAGCAACAUAUGCUAAAUGAAGCAAAUUUGUGGGCUGUGCUUCAGCUUUUAACCAAUAGGUAUUGGUCUCAAUUUUGUGUUUUAAGUUCACCAACUGUUGCUCGGAC